This is a messenger RNA of Ostrea edulis (European flat oyster), 7682 nucleotides long. Its product is annotated as ankyrin repeat and SAM domain-containing protein 3-like. Gene Ontology annotation, molecular function: protein binding. Lineage: Eukaryota; Metazoa; Mollusca; Bivalvia; Ostreida; Ostreidae. Bases 124 to 2616 code for a protein of 830 amino acids. The transcript is spliced from 13 exons. Gene Ontology annotation, cellular component: cilium. The record is from RefSeq and is a predicted model, not a curated record.
AAUCGAGCUCGACAUUCGUUAUGCAGAACUUGGAAGAAGGACAGAGAAAAAUAUAUUGAUUUAUUCCUUACAAUCCUCUUAUUUUGGUACUGUAGACUAAUGGCUGGAUCAACAUGACAGAGGAUGGCCCAGGAGGCGGAUAACCAGUACGAGGCGUCGGAUGAAUCCUCGGAGAAUGAGCUGUUGGAUCGCAGUCUAUCCGUGUGGAAGGGCUGGAACUGGAAUGUUAAGGACGUGUUUGAUCCGAUUCCGUUGGAUCUUCACACAGCGUCUAGCAUUGGACAGUAUGAUGUUGUCAGGUCGUACAUUGCCAGGAAAGUGGACCUGAACAAGAAGAAUCUCGGAGGCUGGAGCCCCCUGAUGUACGCCUGUUACAUUGGCCACGAUAACAUUGUCAAUCUACUGCUAGAUGCGGGAGUCAUUGUGAAUGUCAAGAACCAUAAAGGACAGACCCCUCUCAUGCUGGCCUCUAGCUGUGGAAAUGAGAGUGUGGGCUACUUUCUAGUACAGCAAGGAGCAGAACUGGAGGCUCGAGAUCACAAAGGCUGGACAGCCCUGUUUCACGCUACGUAUGCUGGACACCAGAACAUGGUCAAGUUUCUCCUGGAACAGGGAGUCAACAUUAAUGCUGUGGAACCAAGUCUUGGAUUAACUCCCUUUAUGGAGGCUGCAGCUGAAGGUCACGAAAUUAUUGUCCAGCUUCUUUUACAACAUGGAGUGAAUGUGUUUACGAAGGCCCACAAUGGUGACACUGCCCGAUCCCUGGCUCUGAUUCACAGCAACAUGAAGAUCGUUAGUCUUAUUGACAACCAUGUCAUGCCUAACACCUGUCUGCGGUCAGAGGCAGGUUUAGAUGCUGGUGAACUAAGUUCCUCUGAUGAAGCUUACUCUAAACCAAAGCAAGGUCAUAGAGGUCAAAAGAGUAAAGGUCGCGGACCAAGCAUUCGAGAUGGACCAGACGCCAUAGCAAGACUGAUCAACAGAUCUCCAACCACAGACAACUACAAACCAGCCAAAAAAGGGCCAAAAGUCCCCAAGGGAUAUAUGACAUUCCCCCGAGGAACUGAGGGAAAUGAGGAGAACUCCAAGCUGUGUUAUAGAGAUGUGACUUCUCCAAUCAAUCUACAAGACUACAAUGCUCUGGACAGUUCUGGGGGAAGAGGAACAGACUCUAACGAUAAUGAGCCGGGAGAGGAUGGGAACGCCUUUUCUAAAACUGGUGCCCUGACCAUCAAGAGCAGCUCCGGAUCUAGUGGGGGACUAAUGGCGGCUUUUGGUCUUAGUCACAGCAGUAAUGACAGUGAUGGUUAUCAACCACAGGACAGCUCCUCCCUAGAUGGCAGCACUGGUGGGCGAGAUUUGUCUGAGAACGAGGGUGCUUUAUCCCCGGCCUCAAGCUACAACAAAGCCAUGGCACAGCUCAGCCUGAAAAACCAGUCAGGCGUGUCUUCAGAGUCAGAACUGGAAAACUUAGCCAGAAAUGAAAAAGACAUUAAAAGCAAUACAAAGGAGCAGGUCUCCCAGAAUAACCCACAGCCUAAACCUAGUGCAAUGAGUCCCACUUCACAGCUGAAAGACCGUGAGAAACAGUCCAAUAAAAGUCGCUCUAACUCUCCCAGUGUCAAGUUCAAUACUCAGGACGUCAUCAUGCAGCCAUCAGUUCCUGUUCAUACCCCUCCCCCACAGCAUCAGAUUGACCAGCACCGCCCCCCACCAAAUCAACCUCCCCACCCCACUACACAAGUCACUACGAAUCCGCCCACGCAGAUACCCCAGCAUCUACAGGGUGCCAAGCCCAAGGUGCUACCUCCAGGAUUUAACAAUCUUGCCGCAAAUUUUAUGCCACAGUUGGGAUGUCAUAUAUUACCUGCUUCUGGUAUCCCAGAACAACAGUUCUUUGCUCAGAAAAAGACUGACCAUGAAGAUCACCCUAGAGACCUACCCUCACUGCUACAUCAACUGGGUCUGUCCAAAUACCUGAAAGUGUUUGAGGAACAAGAUGUGGAUCUGCAAGUGUUCCUGUCACUGACAGAUAAUGACUUGAAGGAGAUUGGAAUAAAAUUAUUUGGUCCAAGAAAAAAAAUGACCAAUGCCAUAGCUCGCUGGCAGAGUAAGGCUCCAAUGCCAACCAAUGACAAGCUGGAACAGGCUUAUGCUGAUCGUCUGGAGGGAGAAAUGCAAGAAAUGGCUCUUCAGCUGCUAAAGGCUACAGAACAGGUUGAAGCUAUGAAAGCUGAAGUUAAACAGGAACAACAACUCCGCCUAGUGACAGAGAGCUGUCUAAACGAUGAGAGAGCCAUGCGACACCAUAUAACGGGAGUCAUGCGAGAAAUGAGGAUGAAAUGUGACGAGAUGAAGGAAUCCUUACGCAAUCUUACUCAUAAUCAUUCAGAAAUUCGCCUGAAGCUACAGAAUUCAGGAGACUCCAAUUCCUUGAAAGACAUGUCUCAUCACAAUAGAUGUAUAACGCUGACAAGCGAUAGGCUGUACAACUUAGAGGGAGUGAUGAAGAAGACAGAACAACAGAUUAAGGACCUUCAGAAAUAUCUCUCUGUUGUCAUGAUAAACAUCGACAGAAUUGUUGGAAGGAGUCACAAUGAAAAUGGCUUCUCGUGAACAUUAACCAGUAUGAGCUCUGGUGAAUUUCACAACCAUCGUUCUUGGUUAAACAAUAUCAUUAUUCAGAGCUAAUCCAUAACAUAUUUUUAUGAAAGAAUCUCGUUUGUGUGUGUACUGAAUAGAAAGAGAUUUCUAGAUGUAUUUAAACUCCACAAUUUACAAAGACAAGUGAUGUUUUCGUUGCGUAUACCUGUAGAUCAGGAGAGAAGAAAGAUAACUCUACCAUCUGUGAUGAUUGAACAUUUGUAAUCUGUUACAUAUAAGAAAGAUAACUCUACCAUCUGUUACAUGUACGCUUUUUUUCUCACAAUUUAUCAUAUGUUAUAUUUUUACAAUUUACUGUGAAUCCUUUUUAAAUAUUGAUAUGAAUAUAAUUAUACAUGUAUGAAUAUCUUAAAAUCAUUAUGCAUUUACAUAAGUGUUAAUAAUCUGAAUAUUUUAAAGUCUUUUGUGAUUUUUCCCCCUCUAUAAUAUGUCUGUCUAUCAGUCUAUAUCCCUUUUUUGAGCAAAUGAUGACAAUCACUUAUACACAGUGAGCUAAUAGGUUUUAUAUGAGGCUUGCAUGUUUUGUCUUUUUUAUUUCAUAGUUUGAACUGCCAAAAAUAUAUAGCUUUAUAAACAUGCAAGGAAUCUUUAAUUGAGUUCUCAAAUCAGUGUAUAUUUAUGUUAUGGUGUUUCGUUAAUGAAAAGUUGCAUGUACAUCGAUUAUGUGUGUGAAAUAGUGCUGGAACUUUGCAUAUAUCUGAGAAAAGCAGUUAUAUUUAGAUGAAGGUACUUAAUUUUUUUUUUUAAUUUAUACAUUUUUUUUGUCUGCAUUUUUAAGAAGUGUUUUGUUUUUAUAUGCCAAUUUACAUUUAAUUUACUGUAGUUCUCUGUUGCAAAUGUUGGUUGUGAUUUUAUUUUGGAAGUUUUCAUCCAUUUUGAAGCAAUAAAUAGCAGUUGUUUUAAAGAAGGGAGUGAAUAUGAUGGAAAAGUAUGAUUUGACAUAAAUAUGAAACAAAUCAAUAUUUUUUUUAUUUUUUUUUUUUUUUUCAAAUUGAAAAUAAAAAUGGCAGAUAGCAAUGUUAAGAAAUCCAACAUUUUUGUACAUGAUCACAGAUUAAAUAUCCUUAUAAGUGUAUAUUUGGCUAUGUAGAAAUCCAGAUUACCUUUCUUACUAUAUAAUCCAUCGUCGGAAACCCACGCUUCGUUCCUUUCUCCAUCACCCGUGGGUCCAUUCAUUCCUACUCGCUCGUUUUCAUGAAUAAUUAAUGAGGCAAUUUGAUUGGGCGCUUAUCGUAUACACUGAGCGAAUUUGUCCAAUCAAAAAGACGCUUUCAGCCCAGUUUCGGUAUACAAUUCUCAUGAUAGCAAAGUUAAGUUGAUGCUACCUUUAAAAACAGAAGAGUUCCGUUACUAUAACGAUUACUUUGAUUGGAUGAUAUUUUUAAAUAUUUAUUCAUGAGAACGAGCGAGUGGGAAUGAAUGGACCCACAGGUGAUGGAGAGAGGAACGAAGCGUAAUCAACCGUGGGUUUCCGACGAUGUAUGUAAUCUAAUUUUUGUAAAAAUAGAAAUAUUGAUAUCAUUGAAUGAGAUAUUAGUUAAUUAUUGUUGGCAGUAUUGUUGUAUUUUUCCAACAAGACAUAUAAAAACAACCUGUGGUAUUACCCUUUAUUGAAUUAAGAGAAGUGUCUUUAAUAAAUAUAUUAAAGAAUAGACAGCAGAAGAGGUCUUGAUGUGGGAUAUUAUUUAAAAACAUUUUUUCCCCUCUGUUUGUGAGAUUUUACUGGCAGUGAAUACAUGUACAAAUUUCAUCUCAGCAAUCACUGGUACUAACGACUGUCAUUAUUUGAGGUUCUUCAUUACACAUUUGAUUCAAUGAAAAUCGUUGGGGGAGGGGGGAUGCAAGUGAACAUGUCAAGGCAAUGAUACAUAGUAAUACACCUCAUUUUCUCAUUACAUGUACUGCUAGAGCAGUGAACAUUUUCUUAACUACACAUGCUACUAACAAAACUAUUUCAAAACUGAUGAAAAUGAAAACUAAAUUUUUUGUUUUUAUAAGUUAAAUGAAAACAAUUUACCAUAUGUAAUGUAAUUUAUUCCCAUGAUUUGUCAACCAAGUAAAAAACAGUGGGAAACAUUUGUGCAGAAUUAUAUAGGGAGGGCUAAUAUAUUUCACUUUUUGAACAUCACAGAAAAUUUACAAGUCCUUUAUUUAUUAGGAAUUCUAUAUUUGUACUUUAUACAACCAAAUGAAGACAAAAAAUAUGUGUCAACCAAUGCAUCCAUUUUUGUUUGUAUCAGGUGUCCUUUAUUCACGUUAUCGGGAGCGGUGGUCAGUAAACAAAGUAUUUUAGUGUUGAUGAACAGCAUGUUGACAUCAGGUACUUGCUUACACACACAACCGGACCCCCAACCCCCCUCCAGUCCAUAUGGUACCAGGUACAAUAUGUGUUUAAUGGGAGUCCUCUAGAUAAUGAGUCCUACAUUUUACAAUUCAAUAACACACAGAGUACAGAGUAAAACUGCUAGGUAUAUACACAUGUUUAGGAGAAUUGAAAACAUUACAAUGUACAGUAAUACAUGCUUAUAAUGAACAUGUUUAUAAUGAAUUCAUGCUUACAAUGAACAUGUUUAUAACGAAUUCAUGCUUAUUGUAAAUUGAUAUUUAUUCCCAUAUGAAAGGAAAAUAAUGAAAAUUUUAUUGGAUAUAAUGAAGUUUGAUUAUAUCUGGCCCUGGGGGUUUGCCAUAACCAUGUUUUACUGUAUUUAAUAUUUCAUAACAUUGUUAUAGAAGGAGAAGGUAUUAGUGCCAAAUGAAUUGCCAUGACAAUACCCUGUAGUGAACUUUUAAGUGAACUGAAAGAUCAACACACAAAACUAAAUAAAAUGUGAAUCUUUUUAAUGCAUAAUUUGAUAUUUUUAUGUUCACCAACACACUUGUAGAUUUCCAAUUUUGUAAGCACCCUGGGGUGCAGAUAGGUUAUUGUGGGUGUAUUCAAUUUACACAUUACAAGUAUGCUGCAUUAGUAGUAUCCAAAAUGUUUUUUAGAUGUUUGUUUUGCAGUCUUAUAAAAGAGUUUUUGGGUUUUUUUUAAGACCAAUGACAAAGAGUUAUCAUUUGUUGAGAAGUAAUGUGAUUUUUUGUGUAAAAAUGGCAGUACUAGGUCUAUGAAUUUCUUUCAAUAGAUUUUUUUUAGUUUCCUGGGGCAGAAAUUUUCACAUUUGAUGAGUCUGGGGUGUUUGUUGUUUUUGUGUUUUUUAAAAGUUGUUUAGAUGUUGCAUGGAAUACAAACAUUUUAUAUGUAAUUACCAACUAAUCAUGAUUUUUGGUACAUUUAUUUUGAAUUACUCAAUAUAAAGUGUAAACAAUUUUUGUUAUUAAGACAUAUUUAUAAAAGAUUAUGCAUGAAAAUGCCCCAAACUUUUCAUAUCAUAAAACACUUCUGGAUGAAAUGGUGGAGGAGAAAAUUGAGUUAUUCCCCUUUUCAUUGUGUAGGUAAAAUUGAUCAAUGCGGUAAUGGUGGGGUGCCUGAGAAACUAAAGUGUGCCUUUUUGCUUAAAUUGCUCUGUUUGGAAUAGCUGUUCUGUGAUUGAUCUCCUCCCAAUCAUAUCUAUGAGUGAAUCAUGAUUGCGGAUGAUAGAAAAAAUUCAUAUAUGAUGUGCAAACUUUUAAUUUAUAAUUAUAUACAAGUUCAUACGACUGUGAUUUAGGGAGGCAAUAUUCUAUUUUUAUCAACUGCACAGCAAGAUGACUGUGUCUGCAUAUCUAGGUAUUUUUUCGAAUACUCUCAUUGAAAUAGAUCAAGUUUACCAAAAUGAGAAAUGUGUAACGCUAAAUAUUGUAUCAAUUUGAAGUAGAAAAAAAAGGGGUCAAAUUAAUUACACAGGGACUUAUAUAUAUAUAUAUUUAUAUAAUUAUAUAUAUGUAAAGUAAAAAAAUAAAAUCCAAUACUCAAACUUUUAUCUAUAGCGCUUUCGCCCUGUGGGCUCGUCAGUAGAUUUUUAAACAAAAAGAAUAUAUAUAUAUAUAUAUAUUUAUAUAAUUUAGAAAAACACUGCCCACCAUAAAUAAGUAUACCUUCACUAAAAUAAGUUAAUUGUGCAUUAAAAAAAAAUGGGUUAAAUCAUAGAUACAGAUCUUUGGAUGCAAAGUACUUAACUCCUACAUAUAAAUAGAUGAUGUUAGACUUUAAACUUUUUGUAUCCUUUAUAUCCUUAUCUAUUAAAAUCUUGAUUUUCUGAACUUAUGAAUUCUCUAAAAGGAGAUAUUAUGCGAACCUUAAUUUGAAACCUUUUCAAAGUAAUUACUAAGACAUAUUAUUGUGUGUUUGACAUGUAUUUUUAUGAGACCCUUUGAUUUUUCACCUUAGAUAAAUCAAUAUCACAAUUUAACAGACUAUGCCAAAAAUAUUGAAUGUCCAUUGUUGUUUCACAUAUAUUGAAAUUGUACCCAUAACUGAUUAUUUUACUGAGAUGAAUUGAAAGUUAUACACAGUCAAUUCAGCUCUUUUCAUUAUAUUGAAUAGAUUUCAUGCCAAAAUGUGUAAAACAUUUAUGUGUGUACUUGUUUAUGGUGGGUAGUGUAAGUAUAGAAAAAUCUACACAAGUAAUAGUAUUAUAAAAACAUCACAAAGUCGAUUGAGUAGACUUGACUGGUUUCUGUUCUUCCUCAGGUGUAUCUCCUAAACAGGUAAGAAACGGUUGCGUUUACUCGAUUGGCUUUGUAAUAUUGCUAUUAUAAUAUAUUCAUAAUGUGUGUGUGGGGGUCCCUUGAUAAGGUAAUGGCCAGUUGGCAUGCACCAUCCUAUGACAUUUGUCUCAUACUUUUUUUUAAAAAAAUAUAUGAAGUUACAAGUAAAAUAACUAGUAAUGUGUUAGUGAGUGUUUAUGCUGCAUACUUUACAUGUAUGACUGUUUUCUUAAAUUUGGCUCAAACGAUUAUCAUGUAUUUUAAUUAGAAUAUAUUUUGAUUAUGUUAUAAUGUGUGAAAUGUAUGUCCCAUACCCAUUGUGAUGGUAGUUUAUUACUGUUUAUAGGACAAACAUAAUGAGUAUGAUAAAAAGUAAAAUGAAAGUAAUA